AUGCAGCCACUCGCCUCUAUCCCUAACAUUCCCUCUGUCGAGGCCGGCUGGAUCGAAGUCAAACGUGGUGGCCGCAAGAGGAACGUGACCCGCGCUGCGAUCCCCUGUUUGAGUCCCGGAUCCCCUCGCCGCCCCUACACACCAUCCCCCGCGGCUCGGCCGCAGAACAGUGGCGUGAAGGCCACUAGCGACAGCAGGAAGAGGCGCCGCACCUCCCGUGAGGCGGUGGACGACGGCGGGGAGUCUUCCCAGCCGCAGCCUCAGGCCCGCCUCCAGCUCUCUCCUGGCCCGGCUUUCGCGAGGACCGUGUUGCCCGACCCUGAGACACACGCUGACUCCUCCGAGGAGCACCAGGCGCCGACAACGGGCCCCGCGCUCCCCUCCCACCUUCACCCUUCGGCAGCCUGGGAUGCAGAGCAGGCCGCGCCCCAGGAAGAAAAUAACUCUUGGAACGACCCUACCUACCACACGGACCUCCUCUGGGAUCACAGCGUUGGCCACCACAUCAGACGUACAUCGGAGAAUGGUAGCUUCUCAGCCUCCUCUGUCGACGAGAUGAUUCGAAACCUCGCCUCCCUGCCUAACCCGAACUCCUUCUUUGACCCUCCCGCCAUUGUGAUGGCGCGCAUGACUGGGAACCCUACCCACGUCCAUGCGUCGGCUGGGCACAGCAGGUACGGUGAGCAUCCGCCCCCGUCUGCUAGGCCUGCAAUGCCCACCCCUCCCCCGGCUAUUCCUGCGGAAUCGAGCGCUUUCGCGGCCCCGUGGAACAAUAACUCCGCGCCGCUCCACUUCGAGCAACACGUCACAAACUCUGUCCACUCGUCGAUGCGACAGACGGGCCCCGAGAUCCACGUAGACAUCACUGCAAACAUCCAGUCCCCGUCGCCGCGUCACCCAUUGGCAGGUUAUCCGGGGGUUCACGGCCUGGCUGGAACGAGCGGCAGGCGCGAUGACCCAAUAACAUCACAGCAAGCGGGUCGUACAAGCGAACAUGCUCCCUCGCAAGCCUCAGUCCUAUCCUAUGUCCAAGUCCAACGCGACGCCCAGCCUCAGACCACCCCAAUUGACGUCGACGCGAUGACCGUUGAUGACAGCGCUAUCCCUGAACCCGCCGCGCAGGUCCCACAGGACUAUUGCUACGACGACCCCUUCUCAACCGUCCCUCCCAUGCAUGCCCCUAUGCAUGUUCCUAUGCACGCUCCACCGUUGCACGCUCCCCCUAGGCCCGCUCCUAUGCCCGCUCCCAUGCCUGCUCCCCCAAUGCCUGCUCCCCCGAGGCCCGCCCCGAUGCCCGGCCCAAUGCCCGGCCAGAUGCCCACCCCUCCGAGACAUGCCCCUCCGAUGCCCGCUCCACCGAUGCCUGCGCCCCCGGCGGCGAACCAACGCAGGGCCCCUGUCGACCACGCCAUUUUCAACGAGCAGCUCAUGAACGAGGGGCCGCAGGUAGCCAGUGGCAUCGACUGGCUGAACGCCGACAUCACGCGAGCGCCGCCGGAGAACUGGCAGCCGAUCCAAUUCCUCUCCCUGAAGGACGUCCUAAAGGGACAAGACAAGCAGCAGGCAAAGCGCUGGGUCGAGAAAGCCAAGCAGGGCAAGUGCCUUCUCAUCCAUAUCGCAUGA
Messenger RNA from Rhodofomes roseus, 1623 nucleotides. RefSeq lists its product as uncharacterized. Lineage: Eukaryota; Fungi; Basidiomycota; Agaricomycetes; Polyporales; Fomitopsidaceae. Bases 1 to 1623 code for a protein of 540 amino acids. The record is from RefSeq and is a predicted model, not a curated record. The transcript has 3 exons.